Ixodes scapularis (black-legged tick) is the source of this 2947-nucleotide messenger RNA. Its product is annotated as protein SMG8. The record is from RefSeq and is a predicted model, not a curated record. NCBI's taxonomy places the organism in Eukaryota, Metazoa, Arthropoda, Arachnida, Ixodida, Ixodidae. The coding region runs from base 31 to 2763 and encodes 910 amino acids. The transcript is spliced from 22 exons. Gene Ontology annotation, biological process: nuclear-transcribed mRNA catabolic process, nonsense-mediated decay.
CAAUCCAAUCCGACUGAGAAAUGUUUAAAGAUGGCGCCGGCCACGAAGCAUACGAAGCCUCCGCCGUACGGUCAUCGAUUUAAUAUAUCCAAUUUGGAGCAAAUACUGCCGGAGUUAUCUACUGCUCUGAAGGAGAAAGUGUGCAUCGUUUCGUUCGUUGGGAAGACGACGUUGAAAGGUGGCAGCGUAAAGGCGAACCUUAUCGAUGAUGUGCUCGGAAACAACGUACUCGAGCCUGAAUUGGGAGUUGAUGAGGAGAUUGGUGAAGACAAUUUCAAAAUUGAAGGCUUCUAUCACCGAGAGGGUCGUGUCAUCUUUCUAUACUGCUUUGGUGCAUUUGACUCUGCUUGCUUAGUGCAAGUCUGCAAGAGAAUGGAACAGGACCUGAAAGACAAGAGCUUCCUCGAUGUCUGGAGUGAUCUUCACUGCACAGUAGCACAGUCUCUGCUGUUUCUGUUCCAUGUGUCCCACCUUGUACUGGUUGUCCAUCCGACCGCAACAUUGGACGUCAGUUAUGUGCACCUGUUUCGGACACUGGACAACAUCAGGCAGAAGUGUCUCCAGUCCAUCACAGAUGCCCUUAAGGCCCUUCCGGUGUCUUCGGAGUGGGUGCAGAAUGGCCGGCCCUGCUCGCCGAGGGUCCUGUUUGUGUUCCUCAGCUGCCCCUUGGAAGGCACCAGCUCGGAGCUUCUCGAGGUGCGGGUCAAGACCAAGCCAUCGAAACUCUCCCCCAUCAAGAAAUUGGAGCACUCAUUAGAGGACCAGGUGUACAGAAUACUUCGGAAGAGCAGAGUCAUCACAAACAUCAGUGGAAAUUCCCUGUUUGCUGUGCCCGCCAACCAGGAAUUUGUGUAUGUGAGGACGACCUCCUCCAUCCGCGAAGACACAGUUGACUUCUUCCUGCAGAAACUAAGAACUUUCUGCUCCCCCGAUUACUACGAGUCUCUCUCAGAGGGCUUUCUUUCCCUGUCCUUGGACCCAGCACAGAGUGAGACCCCCUCGCACGAGCACACCUUCUCGUCCUUCCUGUGGCAGCACAUUGAACUCGCUCUGUCCAAAGGCUUCGAUGACAACGUUGGAAGGCAUCCAAUCCCUGCAGACUUUGAGCUUCCCACAGUGUCUGUCUGGUUCAAGGUCGCAGCUAAACUGAGAGAUCUCAUCUUGUUCAAUGAUAGCAAGUCCUCUGUGGCAUCCUCUCUCAAGGCUGCACUUGACGUCGACAUCAGGUUUUCCGAAGGGCGUUGCGGUAAGGUCCUUCCAGUUGCAUCUGCCUCAUACCAGGAAAACCUGCCUAGUCAUUAUACUGCCGACUACCACCAGAGAAAGCUGGCACACGCCUUCCAGCUGUUCAGCAUGCACGCAAGGGGCCCUGCAUUUCAGCGGUACGCCCAGCAGCUGAGGGAGGAUUGCGACGCCAUCUGGAAGGCAGGCCGACAGAUGUGCGAGGUGCUCAGUCUCACCGGCAACCACUGCGUCAACCCGCUGCACAAGACCCCCGAGAAUGCGGAGGACGAGAGCGAGGAGGACAGCCUGGUGAUGCCCCACUGCAGCCAGGUGAAGCUCAUCUCGACCUGCAACUGCGGCCGGCAGCAGAGCACCCGCGACGACCCCUUCAUCCUCAAGGCAGCCAACUACAACUUCUACCUGAUGCUGAGUGCAGAGUGCUGUGGGGUGCUGGAGCGCAUCAACUUCCCUGUCUUUGAGCCCAGCAGUGCUGAGCUGGAGCCCUGUGCUUCGGCCUGUGCCCCUCCGGAGCACUUUGAGCUCGAGCCCAGGUCGCGGAGCCGUGCCAAGAGUCUCACACGCAGCCAGACCAGGAGCGACUCGGGCACACGAAGCCCGCUGUCGGACUCCGAGUCGGACUUCAGCUCGGAGUCGCCGGAGAGCAGUGAUGCCUCAGACUCAAGAUCAUCAGACAUUGGUGACAGUGAAAAGAGCAUUUCUCUCUCAGAAGCGAGGACACAGCACACUGAAGACCCAGACGACGAUGACGCGACCAAGGCGUCCCUGGUGCCUUCCAACACGGAGUACCUACCCGGCAUGCUGCACUCGCUGAGUCCUGCCGGCCUGCUCCCGUGCUACAGCGCCUGGUCCCUGGUCUGCCUGGGACCCUCUAGCCUCUACUCGCACAACAUCGGAAUCCAGGACCAGCCAGGCUUUCUGGCUGGCACCAACUUCCUCCUGCCCUGGGAUGUGGCAGUGAAGUUUGACAAGGAGCGCUGGCCUUCACUCUGGGAAGGCAAGAGGGCACAGACAUGGAAGGGCAAGAAGAACGGCAAAGGGGACGGCCUCCAGUUCACGGUGAAAGUGUUCAUCGGCGUCGAGUAUGAGUGCCCGAGGGGUCACCGCUUCAUGUGCGCGGCUCCUGACAGGAUGCUGCGUUCCACCAGCACCGGACUAGUCAAGGACAAUGCCAACAAGAUUGCCAACAGUCAUAUGCCCCUCUAUUUUCCCUGCCCGUGCCGGUCCGUGAAGCCCCAGGUGGCCCAGCUGAUGCGCAUCCACGUGGUGACCCCCAAGGCCCCCGUGCAUGUGACCCUGCAGCCCAAGGUGCAGCCGGCCCCCCACCCUGCACCCACCUUCUUCCCGGGGAACAAGGAGCCCGUCCGACUCUCCCAGUCUGCCUACUGGGUGCUCAGGCUGCCAUUUGUGUAUGAAAGCGAUGCAGGUCCCUUCUUGCCACCCAAGGAUGCGGUCCCGGUAGAAUCUGCCCGGCUUCUGAACGGCGUGUACGGCAUUGUGGAGCAAGCCCCCAUUAGGUGAACCAUGUAGAUGGCCCCUUGCAUGCGAGGUGGGCACAGAGUCCUCCUUGAUUCGUUCCUGUACAUAUGGAGGCACAAAGUCAAUGUUGUGGCUUGAGAUUCCUCUUCAUUAAACAAAGUUGGUGGCUCUCUCACUGUAAGUGUAAAUAUAAAGUCACGCUACAAAUAAAAUACUUUUAACGCAA